AUGAAAUCCAAACUCAUGGAACAGCUCGAAAGCAUGAAAGAAAAUUAUGAAGAAUCCUCCUGGCAAGCGAAAUAUUGGCAACUCAUGAAUGAAUUGCAACAAGUUCAAAAAGAAAACGCCUCUCUCAAAAUCAUGCUCGAAACAAAGACCUCUUUCACUGAGCCGAAUGUGGAUUCUGAACUUGAAAAUCCACCCAUCGUCAAUUUGGACGGUAACAAUGCUGUGGUUCAUACCACUCCCUCACCUCCAAGCUCUGGAAGAAAGACGGCCUCUCCCUCCACUCUAUUGAGGCCAAUAUCUGAGGGAGACACUCCUGCUGCCAUGUUUCUCAUUGAGAAUGCACCAAAGAAGAGGCCUUCCACAGGAGCCGUUCGAGCUAGAGCUGCAAAUAAUAACAACAAUGCGCAGAACCAAACAUCCACCAUCAUUCAACAACAACUUCAACAAUUCAAGAAAGUCAUGACUCAAUCCAAUGCGAGCAGUAUUACCAAUCAAUCCACUCCGAGCGCACGACCUCUCACAGUGCUUCCUACGUAUGGAAAGGGUAUGUUUGGAGGAAUGCCAUUGCAGCAAAAACGAAGAGCCAUGUCUGCAGGAACCAAAACUCGAAAGCAUCAGUCCCAACCUUCAACCACCACCACCACCACAGCCUACACCUCACCUACGACGAACAUGGUCUCUGAAUAA
Naegleria fowleri is the source of this 687-nucleotide messenger RNA. RefSeq lists its product as uncharacterized. The record is from RefSeq and is a predicted model, not a curated record. The coding region runs from base 1 to 687 and encodes 228 amino acids. Lineage: Eukaryota; Heterolobosea; Eutetramitea; Acrasida; Naegleriidae. The transcript has a single exon.